AACGCUCCUGAGCCUGUAGCAGUUGCCGAGACCCUGGCCGAGGUACCUGACCAUGUACUUCGAGGACUUCCAGAGGAAGUGAGGCUUUUCCCAUCUGCUGUGGACAAGACUCGGAUUGGUGUCUGGGCCACUAAACCAAUUUUAAAAGGCAAAAAGUUUGGGCCAUUUGUUGGUGAUAAGAAAAAGAGAUCUCAAGUUAAGAAUAAUGUAUACAUGUGGGAGGUAUAUUACCCAAAUUUGGGAUGGAUGUGUAUUGAUGCCACCGACCCAGAGAAGGGGAACUGGCUGCGAUAUGUGAAUUGGGCUUGUUCAGGAGAGGAGCAAAAUUUAUUUCCGCUGGAAAUCAACAGGGCCAUUUACUAUAAAACUUUAAAGCCAAUCGCGCCGGGCGAGGAGCUCCUGGUCUGGUACAAUGGGGAAGACAACCCCGAGAUAGCAGCUGCGAUUGAGGAAGAGCGAGCCAGCGCCCGGAGCAAGCGGAGCUCCCCGAAAAGCAGGAAAGGGAAGAAAAAAUCCCAGGAAAAUAAAAACAAAACAAACAAAAUUGAAGACAUACUGCUGAAGACAAGUGAGCCAGAUUUCACCUCUGCAAAUAUGAGAGAUUCUGCGGAAGGUCCCAAAGAAGAGGACGAGAAGCCUUCAGCCUCAGCAGCUGAGCAGACAGCCGUUCUUCAGGAGAUGGUUCGUCAAGAUGUGCUUCCAGAACUAGUAGUCCCUCCCCCUGCCUGCGAACCACAGACAGAACCAGACGAGAAGCUAGAAGCAACAAAUUGUGAGGUGAAUGAUUUGGAGGAAGAGGAGGAGGAAGAAGACGACGAAGAUGAUGAGUUGGAAGAAGAGGGGGAAGAGGAAGCUGACACGCCAAAUGAAAGUUCUGUGAAAGAGCCAGAAAUACGGUGUGAUGAGAAGCUAGAAGAUUUAUUAGAAGAACCAAAGAGUAUUUCAAAAGAAACUCUUGAAGACUCUCCAGAGGUAACAUCUGUUAUCAGAAUUCCCAAAACGAAAGAAGAAGCCAAUGGUGAUGUAUUUGAAGCAUUUAUGUUUCCAUGUCAGCAUUGUGAAAGGAAAUUUACAACCAAACAGGGGCUUGAACGUCACAUGCAUAUCCAUAUAUCUACAGUCAAUCAUGCUUUCAAAUGCAAGUACUGUGGGAAAGCAUUUGGCACACAGAUUAACAGGAGGAGGCAUGAGCGUCGCCAUGAGUCAGGGUUAAAGCGAAAACCCAGCCUAACACUACAGCCAUCAGAAGACCCAGCUGAUGGCAAAGGAUCUGGAGACAGUGUUCCUCCGAAAGAUGACUCCAGUCCUCCCAGUCUUGGGCAAGACUGUCUGAUCUUGAAUUCAGAGAAGGCUUCCCAAGAAACAGUAAAUUCUUCUGUUGUAGAAGAGAAUGGAGAAGUUAAAGAGCUUCAUCCGUGCAAAUAUUGUAAAAAGGUUUUUGGAACUCAUACUAAUAUGAGACGGCAUCAGCGUAGAGUUCAUGAACGUCAUCUGAUUCCCAAAGGUGUACGGCGAAAAGGAGGCCUCCUCGAAGAGCCACAACCUCCAGCAGAGCAGGCCCAGCCCACCCAGAGUGUCUAUGUACCAAGCACAGAACCGGAGGAGGAAGGGGAGGCAGAUGACGUGUACAUCAUGGAUAUUUCUAGCAAUAUCUCUGAAAACUUAAAUUACUAUAUUGAUGGUAAAAUUCAGACCAGCAGCAGCACUAGUAACUGUGACGUGAUUGAGAUGGAAUCCAGUUCGGCAGACUUGUAUGGUAUAAAUUGUCUACUUACUCCAGUUACGGUGGAAAUUACCCAAAAUAUAAAGACCACACAGGUCCCCAUAACAGAUGAUCUUCCUAAAGAGCCUUCCAGCAGCACAAACAGUGAGUCCAAGAAACGGAGAACUGCUAGUCCUCCUGUGUUACCCCAAAUUAAGGCUGAAACCGAGUCUGAUCCUGUAGCAGCCUCGUGUUCCUUAAGUCUGCCUCUUAGCAUAGCAACUACAGAGGCAAUACCUUUCCACAAAGAGAAGAGUGUAUAUUUGUCAUCGAAGCUCAAACAGCUUCUGCAAACCCAGGGUAAACUAACUCCUGCAGGAAUUCCAGCAACUGAAAUACCUAAGUUAGGUCCUGUUUGUGUGUCCUCUCCUGCUUCAGUGCUGCCUGUGCCCUCGAGUAGGUUUAAGCGGCGGACCAGCUCUCCUCCCAGCUCUCCACAACACAGUCCUGCCCUUCGAGACUUUGGAAAGCCAAGCGAUGGUAAAGCCGUGUGGUCUGACGUAGUUCUAAGUUCCAAAAAACCCAAAUUAGAAAGUCAUAACAACUCACCAGCGUGGAGUUUGUCUGGGAGAGAUGAGAGAGAAACCGUGAGUCCGCCAUGCUUUGAUGACUAUAAAGUAUCUAAAGAGUGGGCACCCAGUUCUACUUUUAGUAAUGUAUGCAACCAGCAGCCGCUGGAUUUAUCCAGUGGUGUAAAACAAAAGGCUGAGGGUGCAGGCAAGACUCUGGGCCAGUGGGAAUCUGUAUUAGAUCUCAGUGUGCAUAAAAAGCCUUGUAGUGACUCUGAAGGCAAGGAAUUCAAAGAAAAUCAUUUGGUCCACCCAGCCUGCAGUGCUGUGAAGAAAAAGAAACCAACCACCUGCAUGUUACAGAAGGUUCUUCUCAAUGAGUACAAUGGCAUCGAUUUACCUAUAGAAAAUACUCCAGAUGUGACCAGGAGUCCGAGUCCUUGCAAAUCCUUAGAUCCCCAGCCAGAUCCUGACCUGGGUCCUGACUCUAGUUUAUCUGCUCCUGCUGUCGAGUCCCCACCUGAUGUUUCUCCUUCAUCACCUGCCCGACAGACAUCUUCCCUUUCUUCCGGGCAGCUGCCUCCUCUCUUGAUCCCGACAAAUCCCUCCUCCCCUCCGCCCUGUCCUCCUGUGUUAACUGUCGCCACCCCACCCCCUCCCCUCCUUCCUACUGUACCUCUGCCAGCCCCCUCCUCUGGUGCAUCUGCUCGUCCAUGCCCCUCUCCACUCUCGAAUGCCGCUGCACAGUCCCCACUUCCAAUCCUUUCCCCUACAGUGUCUCCCUCACCAUCUCCCGUUCCUUCCGUGGAGCCUCUUAUGUCUGCUCCUUCACCUGGGCCUCCAACACUCUCUUCCUCUUCUUCCUCCUCCUCUUCUUCAUCUUCAUUCUCUUCUUCAUCUUCCUCCUCUUCCCCUUCGCCACCUCCUCUCUCAGCAGUAUCAUCCGUUGUUUCCUCUGGGGAUAAUCUGGAAGCUUCUCUCCCCAUGAUAGCUUUCAAACAGGAGGAAUUAGAGAAUGAAGAUCUGAAACCCAGGGAAGAGCCCCAGUCUGCAGUUGAACAGGACAUUGUUCAGGAAACAUUCAACAAAAACUUUGUCUGCAAUGUCUGUGAAUCACCUUUUCUUUCCAUUAAAGAUCUAACCAAACAUUUAUCUAUUCAUGCUGAAGAAUGGCCCUUCAAAUGUGAAUUCUGUGUGCAACUUUUUAAGGCUAAAACUGAUUUGUCAGAACAUCGCUUUUUGCUUCAUGGAGUUGGGAAUAUCUUUGUGUGUUCAGUUUGUAAAAAAGAAUUUGCUUUUUUGUGCAAUUUGCAGCAGCACCAGCGAGAUCUCCAUCCAGAUAAAGUGUGCACACACCAUGAGUUUGAAAGUGGCACUCUGAGGCCCCAGAACUUUACAGAUCCCAGCAAGGCCCAUAUAGAGCAUAUGCAGAGGUUGCCAGAAGAUCCUUUAGAAACAUCUAGAGAAGAGGAGGAGUUAAACGAUUCCUCUGAAGAGCUUUACACAACCAUAAAAAUAAUGGCUUCUGGAAUAAAGACGAAAGAUCCAGAUGUUCGAUUGGGUCUCAAUCAACAUUACCCGAGCUUUAAACCACCUCCAUUUCAGUACCAUCACCGAAAUCCCAUGGGUAUUGGUGUGACGGCCACAAAUUUCACUACACACAAUAUUCCGCAGACGUUUACUACUGCCAUUCGCUGCACAAAGUGUGGAAAAGGUGUUGACAACAUGCCUGAGUUACACAAACAUAUCCUGGCCUGUGCUUCUGCUAGUGACAAGAAGAGGUAUACCCCUAAGAAAAAUCCAGUACCGUUGAAACAAACUGUGCAACCCAAAAACGGUGUGGUGGUUUUAGAUAACUCUGGGAAAAAUGCCUUCAGACGAAUGGGACAGCCCAAAAGACUGAACUUCAGUGUUGAGCUCAGCAAAAUGUCAUCGAAUAAGCUCAAAUUAAGUGCAUUGAAGAAAAAAAAUCAGCUUGUCCAGAAAGCAAUCCUUCAGAAAAACAAAUCUGCAAAGCAGAAGGCCGACUUAAAAAACGCUUCUGAGUCCUCCUCACACAUCUGCCCGUACUGUAACAGAGAGUUCACGUACAUCGGAAGCCUGAAUAAACAUGCCGCUUUCAGCUGCCCCAAAAAACCUCUUUCUCCUUCAAAAAAAAAAGUUUCUCAUUCAUCCAAGAAAGGCGGACACUCAUCACCUGCGUGUAGUGACAGAAACAGCAGCAGCAGCCACCGCAGACGGACAGCGGAUGCAGAGAUUAAAAUGCAGAGCACGCAGGCGCCCCUGGGUAAAACCAGAGCCCGCAGCUCAGGCCCCACACAAGCCCCCCUGCCCUCCUCGGCCUUCAGGUCCAAGCAGAAUGUCAAAUUUGCAGCUUCGGUGAAGUCCAAAAAGCCAAGCUCCACUUUAAGGAACUCAAGCCCGAUAAGAAUGGCCAAAAUAACUCAUGUCGAGGGGAAGAAACCCAAGGCUGUGGCCAAGAAUCAUUCUGCUCAGCUCUCGAACAAGACUUCCCGGAACCUGCACGUGAGGGUACAGAAAAGCAAAGCUGUCUUAAAAAGCAAAUCCGCUUUGGCCAGUAAGAAAAGAACAGACCGGCUCAAUGUCAAAUCUAGGGAGCGGAGUGGGGGGCCGGUCACCCGAAGCUUCCAGCUGGCAGCUGCUGCCGACCCGAGUGAAAACAGGAGGGAGGACAGCAGUGGCAGGCAGGAGCUGAAGGACUUCAGGAACUUCCUGUAGAAAAGCCCCCCAAACAAAACAAACCUUAAUUGACUAAAUAAAGAUAUUGCAUGCUCAACUUAGGAUAAGCACUACGGCAAAGAAUACGAAAUCUACCAAGCUUGCAAGACCCAGUUGAAGCUGACUCAAAAAUGCUCCCACAGCCGAUUGCCAGCAGGCUUCUUGUGCUGGUUAGAGGCAGGCAUCUGCUUCUUCGCUGGUGCCCAUCACACGUGCUGGGCUCUCGGGUGAUUGGCUGUAGGAUGGGCUAGAUGAGCUGGCUCGUCGUCAUGGGACUGUCGCUCAAAUCAGUGUGGCCCUGGUUUUUGGCACAUAGCAGAGAAAGGAAUACUUUGAAGGUAACCUUGCAAAGCAAGUCCUCUGCUUUAUCAAUAGUUUGUUGUAGAUUUCAGGGAUGACAAAUUGUGAUGCACUCAUUUUAAGACGUUUUGGUCACACACCAGCUCUUGAUGCCUUUCUUUUAAAUGAAUUGUAGAUAGAAAGAGGUAUUUAGCUUCUCUCUUAGCCUGUUUUUUUAUCACAAGCAGAUUGCCAGCAUAAUAGAGAGGAAGCCAGAUUGGAUAUGGACUCUUUUUAUGCCUCUUCCAGUGUCAUGUUUAUAUAUCCAAAUGGACAGUAUCCUCUCAGAUUAUUAUCUGGCACUAAUUUAUAACUAUUAUAUUAUCGAAGACUAUGUAGCAAUAUAUCAGUGCCCAGGAUGGAUCACAGGCCUGUAUAGAUGUGGGUCUACACGUGAGUAUAAAUGAAUUUACACACCAGCUUUUACACUUCAGUCCCUAAUAGAGAUUAAAAACAACACAUUGGCCCCUUCCUGAGUAUAUAAGUAUCAUUUCUCCGUGCAUUGUAUGCCUUCCCCCUAAUUAAUGACAGUUGGUGGAAAAUGGUUAGGUUCAUUCAUGUUGUUUUUUUGUUCUCAACUUUAAAAUAAUCUACCUCUUAAAAUCUGUAGUUUAAUACUUGUUUGGUGAAUUUGUGCCACUUUAACCCUUUCACUAUCAUUCCCAUUUUGUUACAUUUCUGUUACUGGGACUUUGUGUUGAAAUAUUGUGUAAAGCAUUUGUAGUAGUUUAAAAAUAAAAUAUUUAAAAUUAUUUAAAUUGUUUUGGACGCUUCAAUUGUAUUAUAUGUGAUUUACAUUUUACAUUUUUGUUUGAGUUGUUAAUCUGGAGAGUGUACUUGUAUUGAAGUUUGCUGUUAGUUAUUUUAUUGUUUCUUGUUGGAGAGUGAUAUAAAAGACUAUUCUAAUGAAAACAUUAAAAUUUGCGAUUUGACUUACAAAAGGGGUUGUCCGUUGAUUUUAACCGAUGUAGCCUUGAGAGAGAGAGGUUCAUUAUUAUAGACAGACAAGUGAAGAGUGCUGUUUGCUGUUUCUCUCUCCCCUUCCAGCAUGAAAUAAACCAUUUGAGUUUGUCAGAUGUAUAAAAAAGUUUUUUUAUGCUCUUGCUAGCAAGCACUUAAUAACUAGGGGGAAUUCAAAUGAUUCAUUUUAUAUAAUUGUAACCAAUAAAAACACUUUCUAAA
This is a messenger RNA of Ceratotherium simum simum (southern white rhinoceros), 6531 nucleotides long. NCBI's taxonomy places the organism in Eukaryota, Metazoa, Chordata, Mammalia, Perissodactyla, Rhinocerotidae. The record is from RefSeq and is a predicted model, not a curated record.